Messenger RNA from Colius striatus (speckled mousebird), 1042 nucleotides. RefSeq names its product superoxide dismutase 3 (gene SOD3). Lineage: Eukaryota; Metazoa; Chordata; Aves; Coliiformes; Coliidae. The transcript is spliced from 2 exons. Gene Ontology annotation, biological process: removal of superoxide radicals. The record is from RefSeq and is a predicted model, not a curated record. Bases 135 to 848 code for a protein of 237 amino acids. Gene Ontology annotation, molecular function: copper ion binding; superoxide dismutase activity.
CACGCAGUUCCCAUAAGCAUCAACUUCAAAGAGCUCUGGCUUUCUGUCUCAUCACAGCUCGGUUUAGGGGAGCAGAGGCAAAGAGCUACUACUGAGAGUUCUGCAGCCACUCUACAAGGCUCUGAAGUGCCAAGAUGCUUCUGCUUCUUUCUCUGGUCACUGGGCUUGCCCUAUCUGCCUCUGGUGUCACGACAGACAAAGAAACCGACCAGAGCCAAGAGUUGUUUCAUGACAUGCAGAAGAAAGUGAAUGACCUCUGGCAGCAUUUGCUCUAUCCCCUAAUGCCUGGUAAUGAAGCUGACGGGGUGAUUUACGCCACUUGUGAAAUGAAGCCCAGCUCCAAAAUAGAUGCUGACAAGCCCCAACUGAGUGGACAAGUCUUAUUCAGACAGCAUUACCCAUAUGGAAGAUUAGAAGCCAUUUUUCACUUGGAUGGGUUUCCAUUGGAUAGCACUCAGUCCGGUAGAGCCAUCCACAUCCACGAGCUCGGGGAUCUCAGCAAUGGCUGCGAUUCCACAGCAGGACACUAUAACCCCUUCCGUGUGAAUCACCCCCGUCACCCAGGGGAUUUCGGCAACUUUCUUCCCAAAGAAGGCAAAAUCAGAAAAUACAAAACAAAUCUCUUUGCCACUAUGUUUGGUCCAUAUUCCAUUAUGGGCAGAUCUGUUGUGAUCCAUGAGCAGGAGGAUGACAUGGGCAAGGGCAACAACAAGGCCAGUUUGGAAAAUGGCAACGCUGGGAAACGUCUGGCAUGCUGCGUGAUUGGGACGUGCAACAAGAACUUGUGGGAAGAGAAACUCUCUGAGGUUACUGAAAAGAAGAAGAGAGGGCUCAACAAGCGAACAUAGAACCAGGCUCGAAGGAAGACCAAGCAGGCGGCUGCAGCCUGGGCUGCACAAAGUAACUUGGGCUGUGCCAGCAGCCACCAAGACAGAUGGCCAAAGGGUUGCUAUUUCCAUUUGCUUGCUCCUCUAAGAAAUACGUUAUCACUUUGUAGAGCUUCCUUUCUGUAAGCCCAGCAAUAAAAACAGCAUCGACUCAA